UUUUCAAUUUUGCAAGCAAAUCAUCAUCCGAUGAAGAUCUUUGGUUCGGCGUGGAAGAAGGCGUUCCUUGUGGCAUCGGUGUUGGCCGCGAUCGGCGUGAACAACCAUGCCGGUGCGAGUGUGGACAUUGCCGCUGCGGAUAUUGCGGGUAGCGGCAAAGUGGUCGACCAGCUGGAUGGCGCGCUUUUGAACGGCGACAAGUUCCAGUUCCAAGCGGAAGUGAGUCGCCUGAUGGACAUCAUCAUCAACUCGCUGUACAAGAGCAAGGAAAUCUUCCUCCGCGAACUCAUUUCAAAUGCGUCGGAUGCUUUGGACAAGCUUCGGUUCCUCGCGCUGUCCGACAGCAGCUUGCUGGACGUUCUCAAGGAGCUUGAGAUUCGCAUUUCGUUCGACAAGACCGCGCACACACUGACGAUCAAGGACACGGGUGUGGGCAUGACUAAAGACGACUUGGUCAAGAACUUGGGGACCGUGGCCAAGUCAGGCACGGCCAACUUUGUGUCUGCGAUGCAGAACGGCGCCGACGCCAACAUGAUCGGCCAGUUCGGGGUCGGGUUCUACUCUGUGUACCUCGUGGCCGACAAGGUGCGCGUGGUGUCCAAGAACAACGACGACGACCAGUACAUCUGGGAAUCGAGCGCGAACGCGAGCUUCACCGUGUCCAAGGAUCCCCGCGGAAACACGUUGAAGCGCGGGACCGAAAUCACGCUGUUCCUCAAGAAGGACGCGCUCGAAUUCCAGGACCAGGCCAAGCUCAAGCAACUGGUGUCCCAUUACAGCGAGUUUAUCAACUUUCCCAUUUACCUGCACACGUCGCGCGAAGAAACCGUCGAAGUCGACGACGAUGCGGGCGAUGAGGACGAAGAAGAAGGCGAAGAAGAAGAAGGUGAAGUUGCGACGUCGGGAGACGACGACGACGACGAAGAGCUGGAGGCUGUCGAGGAAGACAGUGCGGCCCCCGUGGAAAAAAAGACGGAGAAGAAGACCGUGUGGGAGUGGCAGCGCGUGAACGAGAUCAAGGCCAUCUGGACGCGGCCGCGGGAAGAGGUGGAAGAUGCCGAGUACAACCACUUCUUCCAGGCGAUCCACAAGGACAGCACGGACCCGCUCACGUGGAUCCACUUUGUGGCCGAGGGCGAGAUCGAGUUCAAGAGCAUCCUGUACAUCCCAUCCAAGGCGCCCCACGACAUGUAUCACAAGUUUGACCACAAGCGCGCCGACGUCAAGCUGUACGUGCGCAAGGUGCUCAUCUCGGACCAGUUUGAAGAGUUUUUGCCCAAGUACUUGAACUUCAUCGUGGGCGUCGUCGACUCGGACGACCUGCCCAUCAACGUGAGCCGCGAAACGCUCCAAGAGAACAAGAUUCUGCGGGUCAUGCGCAAGAAGCUCGUGCGCAAGGUGCUCGAGAUGCUGCGCAAGCUAAGCGAGAGCGACGACGGCCACGGCGACGACGACGACGACGACGAUGUCGUGGAGGUGGACGAGCAGGCCAAGGACAAGGCCAAGGCGGACAGCUCGUCGUACUUGACGUUCUGGGAGAACUACGGCAAGAACGUCAAGAUCGGCAUCAUGGACGACCCAGCGAACAAGGGCAAAUUGCUCAAGCUGCUUCGGUUCAAAUCCACCAAGUCGAGCGACAAGUAUAUCAGUUUGAACCAUUACGUGGCGCGGAUGCACCCGUGGCAGGACACGAUCUACUACAUCGCGGGCGAGAGCGUCGACGCCGUCGAGAAGAGUCCGUUCCUCGAGACAUGCAAAGCCAAGGGAGUGGAAGUGCUGUACCUGGUGGACCCCCUCGACGAGUACGUGAUGCAGCAUAUCCCCGACUUUGACGGCAAGAAGAUGCAGAGUAUCACCAAGGAAGGGCUCAAGUUUGGAGACGAAGACGAGAAACUGAUCGAACGCAAGCGCAAGCUGUACGCGGACCAGUACGACGGCGUCCUCUCGGGUCUGAAGAAGGUCUACGGGAACAAGGUGAGCAAAGUGACCAUCUCCAAGGCCACGGCCGUCGACUCGCCCGCCGUCAUGGUCACGUCUCAGUGGGGCCACUCGGCCAACAUGGAGCGAAUCAUCAAGGCGCAGACGUUCGCCAACCCGGCGGCGCAGAACCCCGCGGCCCAGAAGAUCAUGGAGCUGAACCCGCGCCACCCGAUUGUGGGCAAGCUCCGAGACCUGUUUGCGACCGCGCCGGACGCCACCGAGACGCACGAUCUGUCGUGGCUGCUGUACGACGCCGCACUGACCAACUCUGGGUUUGCCAUGGACGACGUCGACCACUUUGCAUCGCGGGUGUACCGUCUCAUGAAGACGACCAUGGGUCUCGACUCGCUCGACCUGGACCCAGAGAUCAACCUGCCCGCGGAAGAAGACGACGCUGUGGAAGAUGAAGACGUGGUGGAGCUAGCGACUGACGAACGUGUCGACGAGAAAGGUGCUGACCAACAACCCAAGGCUCAAGACAAAGAACUACCCAAGGGUGCAGAGAAAGUGGACGUGAAGGACGAGCUGUAGGAAGGGGUUUUGUAACCUUAAAUAAGUUACAUACGAGUAUAUUAAUAGUAGUAUACACUAGUAUUUGCCCAAA
Aphanomyces astaci is the source of this 2584-nucleotide messenger RNA. RefSeq lists its product as hypothetical. The record is from RefSeq and is a predicted model, not a curated record. Gene Ontology annotation, cellular component: perinuclear region of cytoplasm; protein-containing complex; plasma membrane. The transcript has a single exon. NCBI's taxonomy places the organism in Eukaryota, Oomycota, Saprolegniomycetes, Saprolegniales, Verrucalvaceae. Bases 31 to 2511 code for a protein of 826 amino acids. Gene Ontology annotation, molecular function: ATP hydrolysis activity; ATP binding; ATP-dependent protein folding chaperone. Gene Ontology annotation, biological process: protein folding; protein stabilization; cellular response to heat.